Molecule: messenger RNA, 4581 nt
Organism: Varroa destructor (honeybee mite)
Lineage: Eukaryota; Metazoa; Arthropoda; Arachnida; Mesostigmata; Varroidae
Product: histidine decarboxylase-like
Biological process (GO): L-histidine catabolic process; histamine biosynthetic process
Cellular component (GO): cytoplasm
Molecular function (GO): histidine decarboxylase activity; pyridoxal phosphate binding
Source: RefSeq, a predicted model, not a curated record
UUAAUUUUUCUAUGCUGUUUGCGCUUAUAGUUAGAUACCUGUCCAAUCAAAACGCACCUUUGUUGAAACUGAAAUUAACACUUUUGAAAACAAAGUGGGCAUUGUUAAAUUCAACUAGGUUUGAAAAGCCUAAAAAUACAUCUAACAGAUGUUAUCUUAUAAAAUGUCAAACUUUCUACCCGGACUUGCAUUUAUUGUAACGAAGGAUACACUGCCUAUUCGAAAUCAUUGCUCAUAUGAGAACCCAUUAUUUUUAUAAAUGGUCAUCCUGAUCGUUUUUGGCAAAGACAGUUACGCUAAUGCUGAAUCAGAGUCUGUGGUGAUCCCUGUGAUCGGUACUGGACAAAAGCAACGAGUAAAAAAUCGUCUGCUAAUUUGGAUUUGAUACAAUAUUCGAGUACACACAAAACAUGGCCGUGUGUUGAAGUUGAAGGCCAAAAAUAUCUGUCCUUAGCUUUCAGAUCAAAAGCGAAACAUCUAUGUGAACCUAUGUUAUAGAUAGACUGAAAAUAGAAACGAAUACGACGGAAUAAAGGUGAAAAGUGGCAGUACGGAUAGACUAGCCAUGGUAGAAAGGAUCCAUUGCUAGCUACUGGUAAGGUGAUCCUUUUCUCCCAGGAGUCGCCUCGUCACUCAACACACAUUAAUGCCACACGCCUUCGUCUCAACGCAAAAGGGCUGGUCCGUGGUCGGAGCCAGAUAUUCGCUCUGUGAGGACAUUUACCAGUUACAGCGGUUAGCCAGGAUUGCAGUUGUAGACAUAUGCCAUUCUCCGUAUUGCAAUAUCAAGCAGACAACGCAUGUUAACCUGAUUAAAUUUAUAUUGUAGGCGUUUACAAGGAUGCCGAGGGCAAUAAACAUUUCCGGGGGUCACAUACCUGUGUAGGAAAGCCUAGCACAAUGUGAAAUAUGGAAAGGACGGCAGAACUUCAGGCUUGCGCUUCGAACUGCGACUCUUCGGGGACUUCGCCAUCAUGAUCAGAGUUAACAUCGUACGCACGGAACAGGAUCUCAGUCGGCCGCCAACUUCGCUACGCGAUGGACCUCAAGGAGUACCGUAAGAGAGCGAAAGAGAUGGUUGACAUAAUUGCGGGCUACCUCGAAACCGUCGGAGAAAGGCGGGUGUUUCCCGAUGUAAAGCCUGGUUACAUGCUCGCCUUGGUACCACCGGAUGCCCCUGAUCAUCCCGAAGAGUGGGACAGCAUUGUAGAAGAUAUCUACAACGUGAUCAUUCCCGGCUUAACCCAUUGGCAAAGCCCACACAUGCAUGCCUAUUUCCCGGCGUUGAACAGUCCCGCCUCACUGUUAGGCGACAUGCUCGCCAAUGGCUUCAAUUGCCUAGGCUUUACCUGGGCAUCAUCACCUGCUGUCACCGAACUAGAGGUGAUCGUCAUGGACUGGCUAGCUAAAAUGUUGGGCCUUCCUGACUGUUUUCUCCACUCGACGGGCGGCGGAGGGGGUGGAGUGAUACAGACGACCGCAAGCGAGGCCACCCUUUGUUCUUUAUUGGCGGCCCGCACUGAAAUGAUCCGAGCCGAAAAAUUGCGUGGCUUAGGAUCCGCACAGCCUGUUGAGGACUGGCAAGUGAUGCGUCGAUUAGUGGCCUAUUGUUCGGAUCAGGCGCAUUCGUCCGUCGAAAAAGCCGGAUUUAUAGGUUUAGUAAAGAUGCGCUACGUAGAGUGUGACGAAGAAUAUGCGAUGCGCGGCUCCGUCCUUCAGGAAAUGAUAUUGCAGGAUCGAGCUGCUGGCCUUCUUCCGUUUUUCGUCUGCGCCACACUCGGCACAACGGGUUCAUGUUCGUUCGACGAUCUCGAAAUUGUCGGACAUAUUUGUCGAGAUAAUGGCGUCUGGCUUCAUGUGGACGCUGCGUAUGCAGGAACAGCUUUCAUUUGUCCUGAGUUUCGCGAGUGGCUCCGAGGUGUGGACAUGGCUAAUACGUUCGCGUUCAAUCCGUCCAAGUGGAUGAUGGUCCAUUUCGACUGUACGGCGAUGUGGGUUCAAAAUUCUCGCGCCCUUCAUCGCACCUUCAACGUGGAUCCUCUCUAUCUGCAGCACGAAAACACUGGUCUGGCCGUGGAUUACAUGCAUUGGCAGAUACCACUGUCACGACGCUUUCGUAGCCUGAAAUUAUGGUUCGUGAUUCGUCUUCAUGGUGUUACGGGUUUACAAAGCCACGUCCGGAGGGGAGUUCAUUUAGCUGAGUUAUUCGAAUCGCUGGUUAUGUCUGAUCAAAGGUUUGAGAUACCCGCGAAGCGGCACCUUGGUAUGGUCGUAUUCAGACUCCGUGGUGCAAACAUCCUUACGGAGAGGUUGCUGAAGAAGCUGAACUCUUCAGGGCGUAUCCACUGCGUGCCGGCAUCACUAAAAGGAAUAUACGUUAUACGUUUUACGGUAACUUCGACUCGAACGACCGAGGAAGAUAUUCAUUCCGACUGGAAACUGAUAAAGGCAACGGCUGACACUGUCUUGGCUGGCUCGAAACCGAGGAUUAAGCUAGCAAAUAUUAAGGAACAGGCACCAGAAUUCGGAUCAUCGUUGCUAUUGGCCAAUACUCCAAUGACACCGAAGGUUAUCGACGGAAGCUUUGCGGCGUUGUUCGAGCAACUUAGUCCUGGUGUACAAAGUGCCGUGCAAAAGUGGUUCGGCAAUGCUAAGAAACAGUCGGGGCCCCUAGAUCGGUUAGACGUUGCGAACAUAGCAAAGGCUUCUCGUUCACCAAAGAACAGCAUCCCUGAAGAGCUUGAAGAUGGCACCGAGAAUCGAGGCAGAAACGUAUCACCAAGAAGAGAGUAACGUAACGUAAUGAAACGCUAAUGAGGAAACAUUCGUUAAUACUCUAUAAUUAUUGGAAUUGACAUAGUUUUCUUAUUAAGAUGCCCUUAAAGGGUAAUUAUUGUAGCUUAAAAGCCUCGGACACGGUGCAAUUAGAGAGUUUUCAAUAACGCUAUAAAAAAAAAAUGUCGUUUGAAAAACCACUGUAAUCCCUAAUAAAUUUCAGCUAAUUACCGAGGCUCUCACUACUAAAAAUACUAAUGAUUGUUAUCUGUUAAAGUGAAGAGGAGCGACUGAGGUCUUCAUUUUCCUCUGCAAAUAGUGAUUUGAAAUUGAUGAAUCGAGAACUAAUUAAUUAAUAAAUAUUAAUAAUCCUAUAAUAAAUAGUAAUAAGCUAAUUAGCUAAUAAUAAUAAUUUAUCGACAAUAUUAACAUCGUUCCAUAGCUAGCCGCGUGCGACUUUCCAGACCUACAUAUACCUUCAUUUGCCAUUAACCUACAGAUACUCACGUUGUAUCCUCACGGCUACCUUUAAAGUCAUGUCAAUAUAUCUAUAUAUAUAUAUAUAUAUAUAUAUAUAUAUAUAUCGAACAUACAAUGAAUAUCAAAUAGAAAAAGGCUCUCAUUUACCGUCCUCAAGUUUGUCCUACAUGCGAAGUAACUGCGGACUAUACGAUUAGUCAUCCGAAACUGGUUUUCUGAUGCUUCUAGGCGUAUAAUAAACGAGUGUUAAUGAUUACGUACAGCUACCGUUGUUAGCAUUGUACAGGACCGCGAGGCUUCACCAAGGUUGCUUUCAAUGUAACUUCAACAAAUUGGCUAACGACUGAUCCCGGCAGCUCAGUUAUGUCCGUGAGCCGCUGGCUAACGCUGUUUCAUUAAUUUUAUCAAUUCAUAGUGGUCGAUACCGAAAUAUAGGUAACACCACAAGCACUAGAAGAAGACCAGUAAGGAGGUCUAUCAUACGGAUUUCUAGAAGUGUCGCUCUCAAAUAAUCAAUUCUGACGACGGUAUCCUAAUAACUUUAUCUAUUCUCGUACGGUAAAAAUAACCGACAAUAGAAAAAAUCUGAUCGCUAUGGCACGCUCUCCAUUUUGUUCUUGCAUAGUGUACUUACUUUAGUCACAAUAUUGCCGUAAUUAACCAUAGAGCAUCACUGCGCUACAACGGAUUAUUCGAAGAAAGACUUGAAGAUUGCUUUAGACGAAGGUAUCAUCUCAUACGUCACGAUACUCCUUUAUACUAGAAACAGCUAGUCGAUUAUAAUCACAGUCUUUAUUACUAUUCGGAGCCCAUACCCAUCGAAUAAAUUGUCUUAAGAAAAAAGUUAAUGUACAAUGUCAAACAAGGAGAGCAGCAUUUACGAAAUCAAUAAAAUUAAGAAACAUCAGCAGACAUCUUGACGUUAUUACUAUGUUGCGCAAUAUUAAUAACGUUGAAUAUAAUGGGUCAAAUUCUAAAAAAAAAACGAAUAAACGUCUUUAAAAUGUAACAUUUGAUAGUGCUGAUUCAAACGUACACAUCUACAUAUACAUACGCAAUUUUGUGUGAUGAUGUGACAUUUUAGUAUAUGAAAAAAGUCAAUAAUUUUGGUGAAAUAGCAGACGAUAAACAUUGGAUGGUUGACUCUCAGUAUAGGCCUCUAUUGUGUUUCCGAGUGGCCAAGAGCGAUGAACAAGUGCUCCUUAGGUAUACACUCCGUAUCGAAUGGAUCACCCUGCAGAUUAACGUCUAACAUUAUAAAAUACCUAUAAAAAAAGAUCUUUCUUUCUAGUUUACUUAUCUUUGUCUCUCCGUUAAAGGAUUAGG